This is a messenger RNA of Exophiala dermatitidis NIH/UT8656, 2154 nucleotides long. Its product is annotated as ABC transport system ATP-binding protein. Gene Ontology annotation, biological process: transmembrane transport. Gene Ontology annotation, molecular function: ATP binding; ATP hydrolysis activity; ABC-type oligopeptide transporter activity. The coding region runs from base 1 to 2154 and encodes 717 amino acids. The record is from RefSeq and is a predicted model, not a curated record. The transcript is spliced from 2 exons. NCBI's taxonomy places the organism in Eukaryota, Fungi, Ascomycota, Eurotiomycetes, Chaetothyriales, Herpotrichiellaceae. Gene Ontology annotation, cellular component: membrane.
AUGGUAUUUUCCAUGCUGGCGUUACCCCAUUUCGCGACGCUGUGUUGUCGAGUUCUGCGCGAAUAUCCCACGCCUGUCAUCAAGGAGCAAGUCAGGUCCAAGAAGAAUGACGAUGCGGAGGAAGAGGAACCUUUCCAGAAGAGCGAGAAAGCGGCACAAGCAUCGCAUGUCAACCUCAGUGCUAGACUGUCCAAAGAAGGCUCUACGGGCAAGAAUGCAGGUAUCAAGGAAGUAUGGCGGUUGAUCAAAAUCGCUCGACCAGAAGCCAAAAUUCUAGGAUGGGCGUUUCUGUUUUUGCUCAUCUCUUCCACCAUCAGCAUGUCUAUACCUUUCUCUAUUGGCAAGAUUUUAGAUAUUGCCACGAAAGGAGCGGCAAAGACCGAAGGUCCAGAGGCUGAAGAGAAGAGUGAAAUGUUGUUUGGUCUCAGCCUGACCACCUUCUAUGCUGCUCUGGCUGCCAUCCUUGCCACUGGCGCUGCAGCAAACUACGGCCGGAUUGUCAUUCUUAGGAUUGUCGGCGAACGGAUUGUCGCUAGGCUCAGGUCGCGACUCUUUCGACAGACGUACAUCCAGAAUGCCGAGUUUUUCGAUGCAAAUCGUGUGGGUGAUUUGAUCUCCAGGCUCGGCUCCGACACCAUCAUUGUCGGUAAAUCUAUUACGCAAAACCUGUCUGACGGACUACGCGCGUUUGUUAGCGGAGCUGCAGGUUUUGGAAUGAUGGCUUGGGUUUCGCUCAAGUUGACCGGGAUCUUGGGUUUGCUGUUCCCGCCUAUCGCGCUUGGGGCCUUCUUUUACGGACGCGCAAUUCGCAAUCUAAGCCGCAGGAUUCAGAAAAACCUGGGCACGCUGACCAAGAUUGCCGAGGAAAGACUUGGUAAUGUUCGAACGUCACAAGCAUUUGCCGGCGAGAUCCUGGAAGUCCAUCGAUACAACACCCAAGUCCGCAAAAUAUUUGAGCUGGGCAAGAAAGAGUCACUCAUUAGUGCUACAUUCUUCUCUACCACAGGUCUCAUGGGUAACAUGACCAUCCUUACCCUUCUCUAUGUUGGCGGGGGAAUGGUCUCGAACGGGACGAUCAGCAUUGGCGAGCUCACCUCCUUUCUUAUGUAUACAGCAUAUGCCGGGUCUUCACUGUUCGGACUGUCGUCGUUCUACUCAGAGCUCAUGAAAGGAGUGGGCGCGGCGUCCAGACUCUUUGAGCUUCAAGACAGAAAGCCUACCAUCUCUCCUACCAAGGGUGAAAAGGUGGUCUCGGCCCGAGGUCCAAUUCGCUUCGAGAAUGUUUCAUUCAGCUAUCCUACGAGACCUGCUGUCAAAAUUUUCCAGAACCUCGACUUCGAAAUACCGCAAGGCUCCAAUGUGGCGAUUGUCGGUCCGUCCGGAGGAGGCAAGAGCACUAUCGCCAGCCUUAUCUUGCGGUUCUACGAGCCGACAGAAGGCCGCAUUCUGAUCAAUGGAAAGGACAUUGCGACACUGAAUGCCAAGUCACUUCGCCGAAAGAUCGGCGUGGUUUCGCAGGAGCCCGUUCUCUUUUCUGGGACAAUUGCCGAGAACAUCGCCUAUGGCCGGCCACACGCGACACGAGCCGAAAUCCUGCGAGCUGCAAGACGAGCCAAUUGCCAGUUUAUCAGUGAUUUCCCGGAUGGCUUGGACACACAUGUGGGCGCGCGUGGCACCCAGCUGUCUGGUGGUCAGAAGCAGAGAAUUGCAAUUGCUCGAGCUCUGGUCAAGGAACCCGACAUCUUGAUCUUGGACGAAGCUACAUCAGCGCUCGAUGCCGAAUCAGAAACCCUUGUCAACGAAGCGUUGGCUUCGUUACUGAGGGGGAGUAACACGACCAUCUCUAUCGCCCAUCGGCUGUCCACUAUCAAACGGUCUGAUACCAUCAUUUGCUUGGGCAGUGACGGUCGCGUGGCUGAGAUGGGCUCGUAUAGAGACCUCAGUAGUCGACCGGACGGUGCGUUCACGAAAUUGAUGGAAUGGCAAAUGAGCGGCGGUGAUGCGCCCCGAGUCAACGGGCCGCCCAGCGAGAAGGACGAGAUCGAGGUGGACUUGGAACAAGGCGACGAAACGGACGAAGCAGAUACGGAGGAUGAUAUUGAGGGCAAUAAGGUCCAGGAGACGGUGGACAAAGCCAUCCAGGAGAAGAAAUAA